GAGGAAGUAAACAGGACACGUAUUCAGGCAAUUGCGAUCUUUCUGUCGCUAAAUACACGUAUUUAAAUAGUUUACGAAGCCAAAGGCACUUGCAGUUCAACUUUUAUUCGCAAUGCAUUUAAGUCUAACUGUCAUGUGCUCUUAUGUGUCAAUUUUCUGUCACUUUUCCAACUUGCUAACGAAUGAGCCUACAAACAAUGAAAUGAGCAGGAAAAGUGUGUUUUCUGUCUGCAAGUAUGACACUUGACUAACAGUGACAGUAUGGAGAAGUUUGGGAUGAGCUUCGGUGGAGGCCCGAGCAAGAAUGACCUGCUUGAAACCAUCGAAGUGCUGAAGAAACAACUUGUGAAGUAUCAGACACGCUUCAAAGAUGUUGUCAGAGCGUACCAAAGCCUACUUAAGGAAAAGGAGGCCUUGGAAGCCAGCCUCAAGGUACUUACCAUUUCUCAGGAGGUAAACCUAAGCCAGCGAGGUGAAAACCUGUCCCUUGGUGAAAGCUGUGGAAACACUGAACGACAUUUGGCAUCUGACCUCGGUGAUGACCGCUGUUCGCUUCACAGUGAAGACAGCCUGGACACAGCAGCCUCUGCUGAUACAGCAACCAGUGUGACCAGCAACAGCACUAAAGGAGAUCUAAGAGAAGAGGACCAAAGCUGCGCUUUAGAUAGAGCUGCCGUUUUACCCCAGCAAUCUGAGGCGGCAAGCGGGUCUGAGAGUGGCAUGAGCAGCAGCAGCAGUGGAUGUGUGGAACAGCCGCCACCCGCUGUCAUCGCUGCAGUGGACGCAGAUCGCCGUGUCAUCCAACUUAAGACACAGCUGUCCACCCUGACCAGUUCCUUGGCCACCGUCACUCAAGAGAAGUCCAGAAUGGAGGCCUCGUUCCAGGUGGACAAGCGGAAGAUGAAGCAGGAACUGGAGGAGCUACAGGCCAGGAUGGAGGAAGAUCAGAAGCAGCACCAGGCGGAGCUUCAGAGCCUGCAGGAACAACUGGCGGAGAGCAAAGCGCGUGUCAUCACCCAGCAGCAUGAACGAGCGCAAGAGCAGAGUGACCACGCGCACAUGCUCCGAGAGCUCCAGAAACUUCUGCAGGAGGAGAGGGGUCUGAGACAGGAUGCAGAACUCAAACUGGAAGAUGCUCGAGACACGUUAGCUGCAGCAAUGCAUGCAGCAGACCAAGGGCUAGUUUACGAGGUGCGGCUGAAAGAGAUCACUCAGGAACAGGAGGUGUUGAGGAAGAGCCUGAAAGCGGCAGAGGUGGAGAAGAGCAAACCCGACCCACGUGUGGAGGAGCUCCAGCAAGAGAUUGCAGAGCUCAAAGCUCACUUCAAUCAGCAGCUUCAACAGGAGGUCAGAAAGGCGGCACAGGCAGAUGAGCGUCUAAGACAACAGGCGCAAAUGGAGGAGGCACGAGUGGCCAGACUUGAGGAGCGAGUAUCUGAGCUCUCGGAACUGCUGGGUGCCUGUGAGAAGGCCAGACAGAAGGACCAACAGAAUGCUCAGAGGUUACGGGAACGCAUCCUUCAACUCGACACUGAGAACAAAACCCUUGCCAUCGCAGCAGUCAACAGGUCAACGACCUCUGAUCUCAACAUUGAUGAUGCUAACUUGAACGUAGAGGUGUUAAAAUACAAGUUUGAGAAGGUGAAGAAGUUACUGCUGUUGGCUGCACAAAGAUCUCAAGACCAAGAGAUUGAGAGGCUGGUGGAGGAAGAAAGGGACCAGGAAGUUUCCGAAGGGGAGAAGGCCUCAGCACUCCACUACCAGCAAGAGCUCCGGCAAUUGAGGGAAGAGUUUGAGCGCUACAAAAUGAGGGCACAAGGUGUUCUUAAAAACAAGAACACGAAAGAUGGCAACCAGGCCAAAGAGUUAGAGGAAGCACGUGACCAGCUGGCUGAGCUGAAGGAGAAGUACAUCAACCUUCGUAUCCUCUCCGAUGAGGCAGAAUCUCAGCACAAACGAGACCUGGAAGAGCAUCAACAAGGGCUUGGAGUACUCCAGCAGGCCCACAAACAGGAAGUUGAGAAGCUGAAUGCUCAACACAGGGAGAACUUCCUGCGGCUUGAGGAAGAGCUGCACAAACAGAGAGAUCGCACCAUGGCCCUGCUGGCAGAAAGAGACCUCGAGCUGGAGAGGCUUCGGGCUGCUGCGUUGAUCGGCUUCGGAAGCCAUCAGAGGCAUGGUGCAGAUAAUGACACAGUGAUGGAAGGAAGUGACCUGGAGGAGGGUGAUCAAGUACAAGAAGAAAGUGACAUUAUUGCUGAAGCCUUGAAACUUGCUGGGCCCAACGAGCCAACUUUGUUGCUGUAUGCCGAACAAUUGGCACGUAAAGAGGUGGAGGCCUCUGCCUUACGCAAACAAAAGAAUCGUCUAGAGGAAGACUUGCGCCAGCUGCAAGGGAAGCUGAUCACUAAUGGCGAAAGGCAUGAAGAGGAGGUUGCUGAGCUUCGCUGCCAGCUAGACAAGCAGAUUCGGGACCAGGGAAGAGAUGGGGCCAAUCUUGAGUACCUCAAGAAUGUCAUUUAUAAGUUUCUCACGCUCCAUGACACAAGAGGACGUCAGCAGACGCUCACAGCUAUUUUGACCAUUUUGCACUUCAGUCCUCAAGAGAAACAAGCUGUGCUGAAGCAGCAUACCCACAGCUGGUGGAUGGCAGGGAUGAGAUAAUGUUGAAGCAAACAAAAGUAGAGAAAAGAUAUAAUGGUUCUACUCUGCUGAGAGAAAUAUUAUUUUAUUUUCUCAACCAAUGGUUUUGUUUGUAGUGUGAGACCAAAAAAACAUUUAGUUUGCUCUGUACUUCACUGUAUUUCAUCUAUUGCAUGACAGGAUGCUUAAACAUUUUCUGAAUGAUUUGCCAAUACUGACAGUAUUGGAUAUUUUAGCACAAUUAUCACAUUAUCCAAUAAUUCUGUGUGUGAAGUAUACAUAGACAAAUAUCAGAUCUUGACACUGUGUGUUCAAUCUGUAUAAUCAUGGGAGAGUUGGGCACACAAAAAUACAUUAACGGAAAAAGCUAAUUCCAGGGCUUCUAAAGGGAGUGUCCAUUACCUUCAUUAAAUAAAUUAACAAUUAACUUUCAGCUGUAAUUUACAUGUGCUAUGAGUGUGCAAACCUCCAGAAGAUUUAGCUGAGGUACGAAGGACAUGAGCUGAUUGGUUUAUGAUAUAGAUUACAGAUAAUAGGGCAUUUGAUGACUGCACUGUUCCACCAUUAUAUAAAUGUAAAUAUAUUGCAAUUUUGUGAGAAAACUCAUUACAGAUGAUUUUAAUUUUCUUUUGUAUUUAAAUAUAAUCAGCUUUGUGAUGGUAAAUUAAUUUUAAAAGAUGGUAAAACUUUUUUAGUCCUUAGCAUUUUAUGGAUUUUGUAUUGGACAAUAAAAUACAAAUAUAUAAAAUAUAUAAGUUAAAAACUUUUAACCUUCUGCUUAGACUUGGAAACAUUGUAAAUGCAUCACUCCGAUGCAUACAAAUCAAACAAUUUUAAACCAUAUUUU
Molecule: messenger RNA, 3490 nt
Organism: Myxocyprinus asiaticus (Chinese sucker)
Lineage: Eukaryota; Metazoa; Chordata; Actinopteri; Cypriniformes; Catostomidae
Product: GRIP and coiled-coil domain-containing protein 1-like
Exons: 3
Coding region: 262-2664 (800 amino acids)
Cellular component (GO): Golgi apparatus
Source: RefSeq, a predicted model, not a curated record